Molecule: messenger RNA, 282 nt
Organism: Podospora bellae-mahoneyi
Lineage: Eukaryota; Fungi; Ascomycota; Sordariomycetes; Sordariales; Podosporaceae
Exons: 1
Coding region: 1-282 (93 amino acids)
Source: RefSeq, a predicted model, not a curated record
AUGUGCCAAAAGCGCAGCAUCAAGAAAGCGAGCAAUUCGAGCAAAGGCUUGCUGUCCUCUCUCCUCACGACAGCCACGCCCGUGUCGUCAGCGUCCAUCAAACAGCCCCAGGCAGCAUCAUACAAGCUGGGAUAUUCGAGGUCCCUUUCACAGAAAGGCGGAAGCAUGACCUCCAUCAGCACAAGCCCCGAGACCGAGAUACCCGUCGUUCGGCCGUCUAGACCUCCCACCGAACAAAAGCGAAUAAGGCCAGUAAUUGAAUUGUCUUCAAGCCCCGAAUAG